CCUUGGCCCAGGUUAUGCUUUCUGUUCAUGCGCGUUACUUCUUCGGGCUUUGCCGUUUUUUUCUAUGCGUUCAAAUUGAACUGCGAAUUGCUCACACGGGAUUAUGAUUGAUGGGACAUGGGAUGAAUGGAUACCAUACAAGGCAAUACAAUGCAAUGCAGAACUCAACACGAUAUGAACGAAUACGUUAUGAAAGGUUUUCUGUGCCCGAAGCAGGAGUUUCACUAUGGAUAGGAUGGCGAUUAUUUUCUCUUAAUAUCUCUUUUCUCGUACAUGGUAAUUCAGCGAUAGGUAUUGACUUCUUUUUUUUUUUUUUUUUGCUCUAUCUGUCCCGAUGAGUACUAGGUAGUCUGUCCCAUUGCCCAUCCAAUUUCGCUGGAUUGUCCUAUGUCAAGCAUACUAGCAAGGAGUAAGUUAGACCAUGAGAUCUAG
Aspergillus fijiensis CBS 313.89 is the source of this 432-nucleotide messenger RNA. RefSeq lists its product as uncharacterized. The transcript has a single exon. The coding region runs from base 111 to 338 and encodes 75 amino acids. NCBI's taxonomy places the organism in Eukaryota, Fungi, Ascomycota, Eurotiomycetes, Eurotiales, Aspergillaceae. The record is from RefSeq and is a predicted model, not a curated record.